CACGAAAUGAUCCAUGCGUUCCUUUUUGUCACUAAGCGAAAUCGCGACAGAGAUGGCCAUGGACCAGACUUUCAGUAUCAUAUGUGCAGAAUCAAUCGAAUGGCAAACACAAAGAUCACAAUCUAUCAUUCGUUCCAUGAUGAAGUCAAUCUAUAUAAACAGCAUGUCUGGAGGUGUGAUGGUCCAUGCCGUAAUCGGAAGCCCUUUUACGGUUAUGUUAAGCGAUCAUCGAAUCGGGCUCCUGGUCCCAAUGAUUUAUGGUGGAGUGCGCAUAAGUCAAGUUGCAAUGGUACUUUCCAAAAGAUCCAGGAACCCGAGGGCUACGGACAGAAGAAGAGGAAAGCGACUAAUAACGAAAACGCCGUUCCUGAAAAGAAGAUCUCUCCCAAUAAUUCACUGGACAAAUACUUUACCGGGAAGGGUCAUGUCUUAGUCAAGAAGAUACCUAGUCUCAAAAAGAAUAUCUCGCCUAAUUCACUGGAUCGGUAUUUUAAAAGCACAGCUGUUGGAGGACUACUAAAGACUUCUAGUCAAGUAGCUGGUGCUUUGAAGGAAUCCAAGUCUUCACCAGAUAGCAGCAAGGCAAAAGAUGUAGAGAAGAAAUCUGCUCAACCUUUACCGAGAAAAUCAAUUUCUGAACCUCCCACGAUCGAAAUAGUUGGCUUUGAAAUGGUGGCAGGUCCCAGCUGGCUGUUACCAAGCACAUCUGCCUCUCAAGGAUUAGGUAGUGCGGAUUGCCCUAUAGAGAUAUCUGAGGACUCAGAGCAGGUUCGAUCCGACUCAGUUUUCGAACCAAUUGAAGACGAUCAGGUGAAUUUAAGUAAGCAUGUUUAUUGUCCUUCUUGCGGUGAUCGGGUUAUUGAGGCAUUUAUUAAUGAGCAUCUGGAUUUUUGUAUUGCCGCACAAUAG
Molecule: messenger RNA, 909 nt
Organism: Strongylus vulgaris
Lineage: Eukaryota; Metazoa; Nematoda; Chromadorea; Rhabditida; Strongylidae
Source: the annotation of a GenBank genome assembly